AUGGCUGACAUAAUGUUAGCGCGUCGAGCGGCGAAUCCUCUGGAACCAAAAUUAUUGCCCACCAUGGCAAAGCUCGUGGACGACCAUCAGAUCCAUACUGCCUCGUUGCAUAAUCCGAUCCCUUGGCAAUUGCAUACAUAUGUCUGGCCUUUUCUCAUCAUCUGGCCCGUGUUCUUCGCCUUCUACCUCUCCCCCGAGCGCUAUGAUACCUACAUUCAGGGACAGGAAUGGACCUUCGUGUUCGCGGGGUCCAUAGUCACAAUUCAGUCGCUCCUUUGGCUGAUGACCAAGUGGAACAUCGAUAUCAACACCCUGUUCACUACUGUUCGAUCCAAGUCUAUCGACACUGCCCGGCUUAUCAAAGUGGUUCCCAUCACCAACGCCGGGUCUGCCGAGAUCUGCAAAUUGAUUAGAGAAAACACCGGCCCAAAGAAGUCCCUCUCGUUCCUCUUCCAGAAGCGCCGCUUCCUCUUUUACCCCGAGACUCGCACCUUUGCGCCUCUGUCUUACGCUCUUGACGCUGAACCGAAACCUGCCCUUAAGACUUUCCAGCAGAACGAGGGAUUCACGUCGAAGGCCGAGAUUGACCGCGUUCAAAACCACUAUGGCGAUAAUACUUUCGAUAUCCCCGUUCCUGGCUUUAUUGAGCUCUUCCAGGAGCACGCUGUCGCGCCAUUCUUCGUCUUCCAGAUUUUCUGUGUUGGGUUGUGGAUGCUGGAUGAAUACUGGUACUACUCGCUCUUCACGCUCUUCAUGCUUGUUAUGUUCGAGAGCACCGUUGUGUGGCAGCGCCAGAGGACAUUGAGCGAGUUCCGUGGAAUGAGCAUCAAGCCUUAUGAUGUCUGGGUAUACCGUGAACGGAAAUGGCAGGAGAUCACCAGUGAUAAGCUUCUUCCCGGUGAUCUCAUGUCGGUGAACCGCACCAAGGAGGACAGUGGCGUUGCCUGCGAUAUUCUCUUGAUUGAAGGUAGUGUUAUUGUGAACGAGGCUAUGCUUUCUGGCGAGAGCACACCUCUUCUGAAAGACUCUGUCCAGCUUCGUCCUGGUGAUGACUUGAUCGAACCGGAUGGAUUGGACAAGCUCUCGUUUGUGCAUGGUGGCACCAAGGUCCUCCAGGUCACCCAUCCUAAUCUGACUGGCGACGCUGGGUUGAAGAAUCUGGCCAGCAAUGUUACCAUGCCCCCAGACAAUGGUGCUCUGGGUGUGGUGGUUAAGACCGGGUUCGAAACCAGCCAGGGUAGCCUCGUCCGGACCAUGAUCUACUCGACUGAACGUGUCUCUGCCAACAAUGUCGAAGCUCUGUUGUUCAUUCUCUUCCUCCUGAUUUUCGCCAUUGCCGCUUCGUGGUACGUGUGGCAGGAGGGUGUGAUCCGGGACCGCAAGCGCUCCAAACUUCUGCUCGACUGUGUCCUCAUCAUUACCAGUGUUGUUCCUCCUGAAUUGCCUAUGGAACUGAGCUUGGCAGUUAACACUAGUCUUGCUGCUCUGAGCAAGUAUGCAAUUUUCUGCACUGAGCCUUUCCGUAUUCCCUUUGCUGGUCGUGUUGACAUCGCUUGUUUUGACAAAACUGGUACUCUGACCGGAGAAGAUCUUGUCGUUGAUGGUAUUGCUGGACUUACUUUGGGUGAGGCUGGCUCGAAGGUCGAAGCCGAUGGUGCUCACACUGAAUUGGCCAAUUCAUCUGCUGCUGGACCCAACACCACUCUCGUUCUCGCCAGUGCCCACGCCUUGGUGAAGCUGGAUGAGGGUGAUGUUGUCGGUGACCCCAUGGAAAAGGCUACUUUGGAAUGGCUUGGCUGGACUCUGGGCAAGAAGGACACUCUGUCUUCCAAGGGCAACGCUCCUGUUGUCUCUGGUUGCAGCGUUGAGUCUGUUCAGAUUAAGCGAAGAUUCCAGUUCUCCUCAGCCCUGAAGCGCCAAAGUACUAUCGCGACUGUCACGACCAAUGACCGCCAGGCUUCCAAGAAGAUCAAGUCUACGUUUGUGGGUGUCAAGGGUGCCCCCGAGACCAUCAAUACUAUGCUGGUCAACACCCCCCCAAACUACGAGGAAACCUACAAGCACUUCACCCGCAACGGUGCUCGUGUGCUUGCUCUUGCCUACAAGUACCUUUCAUCUGAGACUGAGCUUUCCCAGAGCCGCGUAAACAACUAUGUCCGCGAAGAGAUCGAAUCCGAACUUAUUUUUGCCGGCUUCCUUGUCCUGCAGUGCCCACUUAAGGACGAUGCUAUCAAAUCUGUCCAAAUGCUGAAUGAAAGCAGCCACCGUGUUGUCAUGAUCACUGGUGAUAACCCGUUGACCGCUGUCCACGUCGCGCGCAAGGUCGAAAUUGUUGACCGUGAGGUUCUCAUUCUCGAUGCCCCUGAACAUGAUAACUCUGGAACCAAAAUUGUGUGGCGUACCAUCGACGAUCAGCUCAAUCUUGAAGUCGACCCCACUAAGCCCCUCGACCCGAAGAUUUUGGAAACCAAGGACAUCUGUAUCACUGGGUAUGCUUUGGCAAAGUUCAAGGGCCAGAAGGCUCUCCCUGAUUUGCUCCGCCACACCUGGGUUUAUGCUCGUGUGUCUCCCAAGCAGAAGGAAGAGAUUCUGCUUGGUCUCAAGGAUGCUGGGUACACCACUCUGAUGUGCGGUGAUGGCACCAAUGAUGUCGGCGCUUUGAAGCAGGCUCACGUCGGCGUCGCGCUUCUGAACGGCUCGCAAGAGGAUCUCACCAAGAUCGCUGAACACUACCGGAACACCAAGAUGAAGGAGCUGUACGAGAAGCAAGUCGGCAUGAUGCAACGAUUCAAUCAACCCGCCCCUCCAGUCCCUAAAGCCAUGGAGCGGGAGUCACAGCGCAAGGGUGCCGCGAUCGCCGCUCCCGGUGGAACCUCCGAAGCUAUCCCAACUAUCACAUCUCCUGGCGCCCAGGCCCUGCAACAAUCAAACUUGACCCCCCAGCAGCAGAAAAAGCAGCAGGCACAGGUUGCCGCAGCUGGCCUUGCAGACAAGCUUACAUCAUCUAUGAUGGAGCAGGACAAGUUGGCCAACGUUAUUGCUAUCCCGAAUAUUAUCCGCCAGGGUCGCUGUACCCUGGUUGCCACGAUUCAGAUGUACAAGAUCCUUGCUUUGAACUGCCUGAUCAGUGCCUACAGUCUGAGUGUCAUCUAUUUGGAUGGUAUCAAGUUUGGUGAUGGACAAGUCACCAUCAGCGGUAUGCUUAUGAGUGUCUGCUUCCUUUCUAUCUCCCGCGCCAAGUCUGUCGAGGGUCUGUCUAAGGAGCGCCCGCAGCCCAAUAUCUUCAAUGUCUACAUCAUUGGAUCUGUUCUCGGACAGUUUGCCAUCCACAUUGCGACUCUGAUCUAUCUCUCCAACUAUGUCUAUAAGCACGAGCCGAGAGAUUCCGAUAUUGAUCUCGAGGGCGAAUUUGAGCCGUCCCUCCUGAACAGUGCCAUCUACCUCCUCCAGCUGAUUCAGCAAAUCUCGACCUUCUCAAUCAACUACCAAGGACGCCCCUUCCGCGAGUCGAUCCGCGAGAACAAGGGCAUGUACUGGGGUCUCAUCGCCGCAUCAGGUGUUGCAUUCUCCUGUGCCACUGAAUUCAUCCCCGAGCUGAAUGAGAAGUUGCGCCUCGUCCCCUUCACCAACGAAUUCAAGAUGACUCUCACUGUGCUGAUGAUCCUUGACUACGGUGGCUGCUGGUUGAUUGAGAACGUUCUCAAGCACCUGUUUAGUGACUUCCGCCCUAAGGACAUUGCUAUUCGUCGCCCCGACCAGCUUAAGCGCGAGGCGGAGCGUAAGUUGCAAGAGCAAGUUGACGCCGAGGCUCAGAAGGAGCUGCAAAGAAAGGUCUAG
This is a messenger RNA of Penicillium coprophilum, 3837 nucleotides long. Its product is annotated as ion-transporting P-type ATPase SPF1. Gene Ontology annotation, molecular function: ATP hydrolysis activity; ATP binding; P-type ion transporter activity. Lineage: Eukaryota; Fungi; Ascomycota; Eurotiomycetes; Eurotiales; Aspergillaceae. The record is from RefSeq and is a predicted model, not a curated record. The transcript has 7 exons. Gene Ontology annotation, biological process: intracellular calcium ion homeostasis. Gene Ontology annotation, cellular component: endoplasmic reticulum membrane. Bases 1 to 3837 code for a protein of 1278 amino acids.